AUGUUACUUAUCUUCCUGAGACUAUUCUUUGUUUUAGUAAUUACCCAAGGAUCUGACUUCACCUCCUGUGAUAUUACCUUAGGUUCCUCAUUGAUCCCAGACACAAACCCUUCAUGGCGCUCACCUUCUGGCCUUUUUGCAUUUGGUUUCUACCAGCAAGAUGAUGGUUUUGCAGUUGGGAUAUGGCUCGCAAGCAAACCAGAAAUCACAGUUGUUUGGACUGCAAAUCGUGAUGACCCACCCGUCUCUACAAACAGUAGUAUUGAGCUCACCGGAGAUGGUUGGCUGCUUCUCCACACUACUGACGGUGAGGAUAAAAACAUCACAAGUCAGAAUUUUCAGGCGACCUCAGCUUCUAUGCUGGAUUCGGGAGGGCAAAAACUAGUUAUAGGGGAUCAGCUAGUCUCUAGUGUCUCUGCUUCUCAGCACACGAGUGGAAAGUUUUUUCUUGUUUUCCAGGGUGAUGGAAACCUUGUGGCUUACCCUCAAAUAAAGACGAGGGGCAGCAUUGACUCAUACUGGUCCAGUGGAACGUAUAAUUCAUAUUAUAAGUAUUUGAACCUCAGCCCUACUGGGUCUCUGUCCAUGGUGGGGUUUGGUGUCACAGAGAGGGUAUUGAAUUUAACAAGGAGCCUAGAGUCGAGAAAGAACGUCGACACAGUAAUCUUCCGUGCUACUCUCAAUUGGGAUGGUAACUUUGUUUUGUAUUCCCACAGAUUCACAAGCCCCUCAAGUAACUUGACUAGCAUAAUGAAAAUGGAAUGGGCAGCCUUACAGGAUCCGUGUGAUGCCAAAGGAAUAUGCGGUUUUAACAGUUACUGCAGUUCUAGCACUUCCGGGAAUUUUCAGUGCCAUUGCUUUCCUGGUUUCUUAUUUGUCAACGGGACAAGAAAUGUCACGUCCAACGGCUGUUACAGAAACUUCACCGAUGAGGAAGCCUGCAACCGGAAAUUAGGACUACAACUUUCCUACAAUAUUACUGUAUUGGACAAUAUGAUGUUGCUUGCACACUACGCUUACAGCUCGGUGAUGAAUCUUAGCAAGGAUGGUUGUGGCCAAUCUUGCUGGGAUGAUUGCAACUGCUGGGCGGGUCUGUUUGCAGAAGAUGGUAGUUGCAAAAAGCUCAAGGUUCCCAUCGUUUAUGCAGUGCUUAAUAAAAGCAGGUUAACCGCAGUCUUCAUUAAAACUAGUUUCCCAUAUAAAGAAGUCAAAGAACCACAUUUACGAGGCUCAACGAACAUAAAUGUAAUCGUGGCUGAAAGGAAAAAACUUGUUUCCAUUCUAGGCAUAACACUUGGUUGCAUUGCUCUUAUGUGUUCGGUGUUGGCAUUCUCUGCUUUCUUCUUCUACAGAGUGCAUGCUCAUAGGUACCAAGCGAUAUCAGAAAAUGUUGAUAAUGGGUUUUAUAGAGAUCAUUUUUCUCUACGAGCAUUCACAUUCGACGAGCUUCAGAAAGCAACAGAUGGUUUUAAGGAAGUGAUAGGCAGAAAUUCUUAUGGGGAAGUCUAUAAAGGCUUUAUUUCAGAUGGCAGCAAGGCUGUUGCUGUGAAGAGACUGGAAAGGAUGUUUGAAGGAGAAGGACGGUUUCGAGCAGAAAUUACUGCUAUCGCUCAAACUCAUCACCGCAACUUGGUCCGUUUACUUGGUUUCUGCAUACAGGGAGCUACAAAGCUACUUGUUUAUGAGUUUAUGAGCAACGGCUCACUGGAAGAUGUUCUCUUUAACGCGGAAGCACCACCUGGAUGGAAACAACGUGUCGGAGUGCCACUGGAUGUGGCAAGAGGAAUCUUGUAUCUUCACGACGAGUGUGAAGCUCGUAUAAUACACUGCAAUAUAAAGCCUCAUAAUAUUCUCUUUGAUGAGGCUUGGACUGCUAAGAUCUCUGAUUUUGGGUUAUCAAAGCUUUUGAGGUCAAAUCAGAGCGGAACCCUCUUGAGUGUCGGUGGUGAGCGUGAUGGGGGAACAAGAGGAUACCUCGCACCUGAGUGGCACAAGAACACGUUGAUCUCCACCAAGGUUGAUAUCUACAGCUUCGGGGUUGUACUUCUGGAGAUUUUGUGUUGCAGAAAUAGAAUGGAGAUAGACGUUCUUUCUACUUGGGUUUACAACUGUUUUGUAGACAAAGACUGGAGUAGGCUGACGGGAGAUGAAGAAGUAGAUGUCAACAUGUUGGAAAAGAUGGUGAAAGUUGGACUGCUGUGCAUUCAAGAUGAUCCAGAUGCAAGGCCUUCUAUCAAGAAUGUUAUCCUGAUGUUAGAAGGAACUGCUGAUAUUCCAAUCCCUCCAUCACCAACUUCUCCUCAUUUGAUCUUAGUUUGA
This is a messenger RNA of Lactuca saligna, 2319 nucleotides long. Lineage: Eukaryota; Viridiplantae; Streptophyta; Magnoliopsida; Asterales; Asteraceae. The record is from the annotation of a GenBank genome assembly.